Phytophthora sojae is the source of this 1359-nucleotide messenger RNA. RefSeq lists its product as hypothetical. NCBI's taxonomy places the organism in Eukaryota, Oomycota, Peronosporomycetes, Peronosporales, Peronosporaceae. Gene Ontology annotation, molecular function: metallocarboxypeptidase activity; zinc ion binding. Bases 1 to 1359 code for a protein of 452 amino acids. The record is from RefSeq and is a predicted model, not a curated record. The transcript is spliced from 2 exons. Gene Ontology annotation, biological process: proteolysis.
AUGAAGGUGCUGCUCUUCCUCGGCUUCGUGGUCUCCUGCAUCGCGAGCAAAUACCCCGCCUGGGCGGCCGUCACUGCAUACAAGGAGCGCUCCUACGGCGAGAUCGUCGACUAUCUUCUGGAGCUCGAAGCCAACGUGCAAGACAAGUACGGCCUGCCCAAGCGCAAGGAGCUGCAGUGCACUCGAGCCAACAAGACCGUGCCCUGUGAGCAAUAUGUGAUCAAGAUCACGGACGAGGCGACGCUGCCUGAGCCGGAGCGUCCCGAGUUGAUUUUCAGUGGUGCUGUGCACGGCAAUGAGCGCGUGGGUCCGCAGGCAGUCGUCGCGCUGGCAGAGCUGUUGCUUUCGCAUGCCAGCAGAGCUGACGGCAGCCCGUGGCUGAAGCAUCUUGUCAAGACCCGCACGAUCGUGAUCGUUCCUACCGCCAACGCGUACGGCUACAACCACAAUGUUCGCAAGGAACUCGACGUUGACCCGAAUCGGGACUUCCCGUACAACCUUGACGAAGGUGAAGAGUGCAUGGUGACGAUGGCGGCUCGAGGGCUAAACGAGCUGUGGCGCGACCAUUUGUUCCAGCUUGGCAUCACUUUCCACGCGGGUACACACUGCAUCACCUACGAAUGGGGCGGCAAGAACCACGUCCUGGAGUCUGGCAAAAGUCAGAAAAGCCCCGACGAUCGCAGCCAGCAGCAGCUCGCUCGCAUUAUGUCUCGAUUCGGAGGCAAGUUUGAAGAGAACGGCGAAUACUACCCAGACGGCACCAUGAACGACGUCGUGUAUGCGGUGAACGGUGGUAUGGAAGAUUGGGGCUACGCGGCGUCUUGGGAAAACGAGUUCACAGCACCGAAACCCAUUCGAGCGUGUAAUCCGACGAGUUACGGCGGGUAUCCAAGCACUAAAACCACGUACAACAAUGCCACCCACCGAGCAUUCAACGUUCUGAUCGAGACGAGCGACAGCAAGCAGCUGAACGCUAUUAGUUUGGGUGACAGCUCCACGUUGUCGGACGAAGCCUUGAGCGACUAUUUACCAGCUUCGGAAAUGGUCGGCCACAUUCCGCGUAAUGUCCGCUUGUCGCUGUUGUACAUCGAUCUAGUGCAGCCGUACUUGCUGUGGAAAGAACAUCCGCACAAUGCCACCGCCAACAAAACAGCAGCGUUCGAAUGGGAAGUUGCAGGAGCCAUCACGGUGGACAGCACGCAAUUGAAGAUUUGGUCCGAUGAUGCCUCUGAUGCUACGCUCACUCAAGCUCAAAGUGGUGUCACGCGAUGGUAUCACGAGGAUCUGGGCUUGAAGAUGAAGAAGAACAACAAGGGGUUGUUCUCUGCAAGCGUCGAGUUUGCGGCUGCGGGAACAUAG